CCAAAGAAAAGGACUGAACCUUAACGUAUGACAUAUAUUAACAAGGUAUGCAUUGCAGAUAAAAAACCGAAACGUCCCUCACAACAUUGUGCACAUCAGAUCUGAUCUACCUGUAUUUUAAUGGACAGAGGAAGAGGAAGAGGAGGAAAAAGAGGAGGCAGAGGGAAGCGUAGUGAGGAGGACAAAGAUGUUCAUCUGUCUAAAUCCAUGUCUUAUGUGCUUCGUCAUGGAGCCACACAGAUGGGACUUCAAAUGGCCACAGAUGGCUUCCUGUUUGUGGAGGACCUCCUGGCUCACCCACAGUUCCACUUGUACACAUUAGAAGACGUAGAGAGAGUCGUAUCCACAAGUGACAAGCAGCGCUUCAAGCUCCGCUCCCACCCAGAGGAUGGCCGGCUGCAGAUUCGGGCCAAUCAGGGACAUUCACUACAGGCAGGCAGAGCAGACACGUUCCUAAUUAAAUCGCAUUCAUUUAAGUUUAGUAUGUAAUUCCAAUUGACAACAAACGUAGUUUUCAUGAUGAAAAUUAAACGCAUUUACAAUUA
This is a messenger RNA of Poecilia latipinna (sailfin molly), 545 nucleotides long. RefSeq names its product tRNA 2'-phosphotransferase 1-like. Gene Ontology annotation, molecular function: tRNA 2'-phosphotransferase activity. Gene Ontology annotation, biological process: tRNA splicing, via endonucleolytic cleavage and ligation. NCBI's taxonomy places the organism in Eukaryota, Metazoa, Chordata, Actinopteri, Cyprinodontiformes, Poeciliidae. The record is from RefSeq and is a predicted model, not a curated record. Bases 121 to 489 code for a protein of 122 amino acids. The transcript has 4 exons.